Messenger RNA from Misgurnus anguillicaudatus (oriental weatherfish), 1291 nucleotides. It is a transcript of the gene dnaaf6, whose product is annotated as dynein axonemal assembly factor 6. The record is from RefSeq and is a predicted model, not a curated record. Gene Ontology annotation, biological process: flagellated sperm motility; axonemal dynein complex assembly. Gene Ontology annotation, cellular component: cytoplasm. Lineage: Eukaryota; Metazoa; Chordata; Actinopteri; Cypriniformes; Cobitidae. Gene Ontology annotation, molecular function: protein-folding chaperone binding; dynein intermediate chain binding.
AGCAACGGUUGCUGCUUAGCCUCUCCAUGGCAACAGCAAACGAGGCCACGGAGCAGCGCGCCGACGUUUAGAAUAAGCCAAAAACUUACAAAGAAAGUGCUCUUAAAACUUUGUAAAGUACUUUUCUUGUCGACUAGCAGAGAUGGAGGGUCUCGCGUCCGUGCAGGAUCUCCACGCGCUUUCAGCUUUACUGAGCCCACCACAGGAAGAUGAGGAAGAUCUGCAGAAAGUAAAGCCUUUGGAGAAAAUGGGCCCGGGUCACAUUGGCGCACCUGCUCUACCUGCAACAGACAACAAACAAGGUAGUACUGCCUAUGUGAAGAAGAACAACAAAAAUAUCUGGGAUGAAGAAGAAGUGACAGAAGGGUCACACUUUGAUGACCUCACAGAUCCAAGACCACAACCUGAGUAUGAGAUUAUCCUGAAGCAGUCUGUUGGAACUGAAGAUUUGUUUCUUGGCUUGAGCAGAAAGGACCCCUCAUCUAUGUGCUGUGAAAGCAUGCUGGUGAAAGUUAAACUGCCAGGUACAAAAGCUUCAGAUUUGGUUUUGGAUGUAAAGGAGACAUUUCUUGACCUCAGAACUCCAAAGUAUAAGCUAGGCCUUCACCUGCCUCAUCCAGUCCACAAACAUGAGGGGAAUGCCAGAUUUAUUACAGAGCGAGAAGAACUGGAGAUCACACUGCCCAUGAAUAGACCAAUGGACAGUAUCAACCUUGCUUGAGAGAGAAAGUGACAGAAAAAGAGAGAAUAAAGAGACUAAACAAUGAGCAGCAACAUAGUUGGGAACGGCACUGAAAAUAAAAAUAUAGAAAUGUUAUACAGUGUUUUAAUGUUAAAAGGCUAUACAGGGGGUUAUACAGUUCCACCAGCCUAUGGUCCUUGAUUAAUCAUAAUUUGUUUUAGCUGAGGACAAUGCAAUAAAUUGUUUAUACAUUUUACAGCUAAACAAUAGUGUAAGAUAAAGGAAUUCGGUACCUGGAUGAUAAGUGUCCGGUUAUGCAGUAGUAUUACAAAACUGAUCUUGUGAUGUUCAGCAUAAUUUUUUUUAUCCAUCAUAAUCAUAAAUAGUUUCUGAUGUGAAUGGGAAAAUAAAUGUUUUGUUAAAAUGUUUUUAUUUUUGAAGCUGUAAAGAGUGAGAUGAGAAAAAGAAACAAAUACACGUGUAAGAGAAUUUGGCGUGGUGUUAGUUAUUCAGUAUUACGAAAAUUGAUGUAAUGUUCAUCAUAAUCGUUUUAAUCAUACAUUGUUAUAUUUCUUCCACAUCUGCUGUAAAAUAAAGCUUAUUUCUGCA